This is a messenger RNA of Tremella mesenterica DSM 1558, 771 nucleotides long. RefSeq lists its product as uncharacterized. The record is from RefSeq and is a predicted model, not a curated record. Lineage: Eukaryota; Fungi; Basidiomycota; Tremellomycetes; Tremellales; Tremellaceae. The coding region runs from base 1 to 771 and encodes 256 amino acids. The transcript is spliced from 4 exons.
AUGUUCGGUCAUACUAAGAAACAAGACCCAGACGGUCCACCUCCUUACGCCGGCGACCUUAAACCCACCGCUGGUCCUUCGACAAUGUUGGGAACCGUCUACGCUUGUGUACAUUUAGCUCGGACGGACCGAGUCAGGAUAUUAGGAUUCCCUCAAUCUGUCAGAAGUCCUCUAGGAGUGACUAUUAAGAAUGCUUGGCCUGUUGGGAUUCAAAAGGAGGAAGUUAUGGGGAAUGGGUAUGAAUGGAAGUUAGUUGGGAAUCCUUGGUCCGGUCAAGGAAGAGAAGCAGUACCAAGUAGAAGACUCAUAACUCAUAUCUUAACAACAUUAGCUAAUAUCGGUUAUCAUCUCAUCAUUGCAGCUGAUUUAUCUAAAAAAAUGUAUGAUAAAGAUACUUUAUUCUUCCGUUCUGGACCUUCGAUACAAAGGAGGUUUUUCGCAAUGAGUUUUAAUGAAUCGGAUAAGAUUAGGUUGAUAGAUUCUCCUGAUAGGGAAACGUUGGAUGCUUUUAUUGGGGUUGUACAGUCAUAUUGGCCUUUAGGUAUCCAAGAUUCAAAAGAAAAAGAAGAAUCAUGUUGGCAAAUCAAAUUACGUGGAACACCAUGGUGGACUUCCAAUGGAAAUCAAGUUGACGCAGUUCGUCUAUUAGCUUGUUCUUUAUUAGCAAUGUUCGAUUCUAGAGGUUAUGAAGUUGUAGCUAGUGUAGAUUUAUCCGUUGGGAAUUCUGAAGGUAGUUCGGAGAUGAACGUCGCAAUCUGUACAUUGAAAUGA